UUUUAAGGAAAAAAAAAAAAGUAAAAUGUCACUCAGUCCAAGCUCAAAUAUUUGAGUACUGAAAAAAAAAAAAGGGAAAAAAUGUUAGAAAUUGUGCUAAUCUGCUAGUAGGCUCCUUAAACUUGAGUUUCAUUCUAAGAUGCGUCCUUGAUAUCUACCAAACAAUUAAUAGCCCAUACCUCUUAUUCUCUCCAAGAGUUAUCUCAAAGUCUUGUUAAAAGGAGUUUCUUUUCUUAUUUAGGUGGUAACUUCUAACUACCCUUACCACAUGAAGCUUGUAAGUGAUUUUAGCAUGGACAAUGAUCAGGCAUCAGAAAAAAAAAUCCUUCCAACUGCCUGAAACAAAUGAAGAUCUCAAUAAGGAAUACUUCAAGAUAUGCUGCAACACAUUUGUAUAAGGACAAUGUGUACUCAAAUUUACUUUCUGAAACUUUCUUGCAAGGACACAAAGGAGCUCUAAAAUCCUGAAGUCAAGCCAUCUCACCUUGAAAAUACUUAUGCCACAGAACAAAUGGAACUGCUGAAUUCUCUCAAAAUGGGCAUUGCUCAUAGCUGUGUAGGAGCUCAGCAUGAACCAUGUGCUGCCUUGGCCUCAGUUCCAAGGAGUUAAAAUAAAAACAAAAAAUACAAACAACUGAAAAACAAAGAUGAAACGCAAAACCCGUCCUGAAACUGCCAACUAAUCCCUCCAAUGAGAUCAAGGCUUGCAGACAUGACUACAGUAGGAUUUUGAAUUUCCGUCUCAGCCUCGCAGGGUGUAUUAUCUGAAAAAUCUGAGAAUGCAUUGACUACAUUUUCCAUUAUUACAAGUUUACAGUACAUUAAGUAAAGCCUUGGAAAUGGCUCUACAAAUGAUAAGCCUCAUUUUGGAUCCCUAGAACAUGUGCACAAAGCAGCUGGAAUUAGCUGGAUACGAUAACCACUGCUGAUUCUGUUGCAUCCUCCAACAUGACCAGUCCUCAGCCUGCAAUAGAAGGUGGUGUUUCAGAAGUUGAGAUAAUUUCACAGCAAGUUGAAGAAGAGACCAAAAGCAUUGCCCCUGUUCAGCUUGUUAAUUUUGCUUAUCGAGAUCUACCCUUAGCUGCACUUGAUCUGUCUGUGGCUGGGUCCCAGCUUUUGUCAAAUUUGGACGAGGAGUACCAAAGAGAAGGAUCUAACUGGCUAAAACCGUGCUGUGGGAGACGAGCAGCUGUGUGGCAGGUAUUUUUGCUCAGUGCAAGUCUCAACAGUUUCCUGGUAGCCUGUGUAGUGUUGGUGGUGAUUCUUCUGACUCUGGAGCUCCUAAUAGAUAUAAAGCUUCUCCAGUUUUCAAGUGCUUCACAGUUUGCAGGAGUAAUUCACUGGAUCAGCCUAGUCAUCCUGUCUGUUUUCUUUUCAGAGACUAUUUUGAGGAUUGUGGUCCUUGGCAUAUGGGAUUACAUUGAAAACAAAAUAGAGGUAUUUGAUGGUGCUGUCAUAAUCUUGUCCUUGGCACCAAUGGUGGCCUCAACAGUGGCUAAUGGCCCCAACAGCCCCUGGGAUGCUAUCAGCCUUAUUAUCACACUACGAAUAUGGAGAGUGAAGAGGAUCAUUGAUGCGUAUGUCCUUCCAGUGAAAGUGGAGAUGGAGAUGAUGAUUCAGCAGUACGAGAAAGCAAAGGUUAUUCAGGAUGAGCAGCUGGAAAGACUAACCCAGAUCUGCCAAGAACAAGGGUUUGAGAUCAGGCAGCUGAGGGCCCACCUUGCUCAGCAGGAUUUGGACCUGGCUGCAGAGAGAGAGGCCGCGCUGCAGGUCCCACACGUACUGAACAAACAGAGCAGCAACAGGUACAAGGUGGUUGCAACUGAAGAUUCAGAUGAUGAGGCCACUGAGAACAUCACUGAGUUGCAGACUCCACGAGAGGAUGACAUGAACAAUUACAUCAGCCGGUACUACAAUGAGCCCAGCAGUGACAGCGGUGUUCCCGAGGCCGCCAUCUGCGUGGUCACCACCGCUGCCAUCGACGUCCAUCGCCCCAACAUCUCCUCCGAGCUGUUCACAGUGGAGGUGCCGAUGCGGCUGAGCAGCACCGGGACGUCCGCCAGCAUCACGUCGGGCAGCGCCUCCCGCUCCACCGUCAGCUCGGGCACACAGGCGUGCAGCGAGAGCAGCCAGACACUGGGCUCCUCCCCGGACUGCAGCGCAGCCUGUGAGGAUGCGGCCCGCGCCAGCCCUCGGGCUGACCUCGUGCCCAGCCAGCAGCGGGUGGCACAAGCCAUGGUGCAGGAGCUGCUCUCUUCCUUGUCUGAAGAGGCACGCCUGGCGCAGAAGGCGCUGGACCCCGUCAACCUGAAGCUGCCGAGCCCCGCGGGCUCAGGGGGGACCAGCCCCGACCUCGGCCACCGGCUCUGCGUCUACAACCGCAGGAAUCAGGAAAACCUUGAGGUCUUCCAGCUCAAGCCACUCAUUGACUCUCCACAGGGCCCCUCAGUCAUUGAUGAGAAGUACGGGGCCCUGGGACCCCCAGAGCCACGGCUGAGCAAGGUACCUGAGGCAUAAGGACAGCUGUGGGGCACACCCACCGCACUGGGUCACCAGGCUGCCCUGGGCAAGGCAGCAGCACUGGAGGCCGCACAUGGCACCUCCUGCAGUGACCAGCAGCCCAGGGCUGGGCCGAUGCCACGCAGCUGGCACGCACCAGGCCUGCCCUGCCACCAGCUCUGGGCCAGCUGGCACCUAUGGCACUCCGGGACACAGGAGACCUUCCCUCAUCUUCAGCCAACAGGGACCCACGGUGCCCAGUGGCAGGGAGAACAGACUACAGCCAUGUCCUGGCAGCAGCCUGGGCUUAGCCCCAAGGUGCACAGACCUUCCACCAGCACCAAGCUACAGUGUCCAGGGACAGACAGAGCUGCUGGCCAGCCUGCUCCCAGCCUGGCCUCCCAGCUCCCCAUGUCCCCCGCCCAGGGGCUGAGCACAGCUGGGAGGGGAGUGAGGUUGGGAAUAAACACUGACAACCACUGCUGCCUCCUGCCUCCCUUGUUCCUGUCUGCCAUUCCUCUUCCCCCCUUGCUUACCUUACCUGCCCCUUCCUUACCUUUCCUUCCUGCCUUUAUUCCUUUUCCUGAUACCUUUUCUUCACCCCCCCCCCCCACAACCACCACUUGAUGUCCCAGCCCAUAGCCACCCACAAUAAGAAAUGUAAAAAAAA
Messenger RNA from Numida meleagris (helmeted guineafowl), 3169 nucleotides. RefSeq names its product transmembrane protein 266 (gene TMEM266). Gene Ontology annotation, cellular component: plasma membrane. The transcript has 14 exons. Gene Ontology annotation, biological process: transmembrane transport; monoatomic ion transport. Gene Ontology annotation, molecular function: voltage-gated channel activity; monoatomic ion channel activity. NCBI's taxonomy places the organism in Eukaryota, Metazoa, Chordata, Aves, Galliformes, Numididae. The record is from RefSeq and is a predicted model, not a curated record. Bases 949 to 2517 code for a protein of 522 amino acids.